Nezara viridula (southern green stink bug) is the source of this 1842-nucleotide messenger RNA. The record is from the annotation of a GenBank genome assembly. Lineage: Eukaryota; Metazoa; Arthropoda; Insecta; Hemiptera; Pentatomidae.
AUGUCUGUUUUGGACUCAUCUCAUGACAUGUUCGAAGACAGCAAUGUAUCAGAAGGAUCAGGGAUAUUUGAGGCUCCUUGGUGUGGUGUACCUCUUGAGGAGUUAAAAGGAAAAAAUGGAUUCGAUUCUUUGCAACCAGUCAGACCCUCACCUACACACAUUGUUUGUUUCAAGUUACCACUAAUAGAUGGAUACAGGCCGGAACCAUUUCCUGAAACAUUCAACGACAAAUGGGAUACCAUCCAUGUCCGAAUGCCUCAGUCACCACAGAGUCUGUUUCCUGUAUCUGAAAAUGAAUUAAAACCACGAUGGCAGUUGGUUAAAUCAGCUUUCAGUAAAAGCAUAAAAUGCAGCAACGACCUUGAAGGAGCCAUUUUCUCAUAUAAUUCUAAAAAUAGCCAAAAAUGGUCUUUCGAUGCACUUCAUCAGUUUUUUUCUGAGACACUGGCUCCUGAAGAAAGUUCAUAUUUUUUUUCCAACAUCUUUCCGGAUAUUGUUAAACUGGCUUUAGAAGUCGAAACCGCAUUUAAAAGUGGUAUACCUUUUUUAAAGAAAGGGGAAUCUAAAAGCAUUUCAAUCAGUCAGGAACAAGCUGGUAUCCUUCUAGCGAACGCCUUUCUUUCUACUUUUCCUAGAAGGAAUUCACCUACCCAGUAUAGCAAAUAUCCUACAAUAAACUUUAACAGGUUAUUUCAGUGUGGAUCAUUGAGGAGUGUUCAAGAAAAGCUAAAAUGUUUCGUAAACUACUUCAGGAGGAUCUGUAAAAAAAGACCAGAAGGUGUCAUAACGUAUAGCAGACGACAUAUAAACCCGAACGCUCUACCUAUCUGGUCCUCGAUCGACAAGACGCUACCGAAGCUUCAUAUCUCGAGCGAAGGUACUAUAGAAGAUGAAGGCAGCGGCCUUAUUGAAAUCGACUUUGCCAAUAAAUUUAUUGGAGGAGGUGUCCUUGGUAGAGGUUCUGUUCAGGAAGAAAUCAAGUUUUUGAUCUGUCCAGAACUUGUCGUCGCACGAUUGUUCACUGAAGUACUUGAUGACACUGAAGCUGUAAUAGUAAUUGGAUCUGAAAGAUUCAACUCAUACGAAGGCUAUGGAGAAAGUUUUGAAUGGUCUGGAAAUUUCAUCGAUGAAACUAAAAGAGAUCGAUGGAGGCGUCUAGAAACGUGUGUUGCUGCAAUAGAUGCAACAUAUUUUUCUGACACAAAACUACAAUACAACGUAGAAGCUAUUAAUAGAGAACUCAAUAAGGCUUACGCUGGUUUUUCUUUUGGCGGAAACCGAGGUAGCAUUGCGACUGGCAACUGGGGCUGUGGAGUAUUCCGAGGCGACCCACGACUGAAAUCACUGAUACAAUUGAUGGCUGCUGCGGUUGCUGGCAAAUCAGUCGCAUACUUUACUUUUGGCGAUGCCAAGCUAAGAGAUGACAUUUAUAAAAUGUGGUCUACUCUCAGGGAAACAAAUACCACCGUAGGAGCACUUUGGAAACUUUUAAGUGCCUAUGGUCGAAAAAUUAAUGACAGUAAUAGUCAGAUUUCUGUUUUUGAACACAUCUACCAGGAAAUGGAUAAAGUAAGAGGGAUUACGAAACAACCAGAAUUAAAUGAUGUGGUAAUGGAGAAAGAAGACGACAGUACAGAACAUCAAAGGAAUCUGACCGGAAACAUAAAGGAACCUGUCCCUGGUGAAUCGUGCUCGCUCACUACUGAAGAAGGGAGAAAAAAAUGUCUGGAAACGGAAGCCGCUCGCUGGGAUGCCUAUCGAGCAGCGAUGAAUACUUAUGGCUCGCCCAGGACUCCAGUUAAAAGAAAAAUAUCUGACUAUUUCCAAAAGACGGAAAAGUAA